ACUCCGCGUACAUUGUGGGCUUCAACUGCGAGUUUACAGACGUCAAAAUGAAGUUUGUUAUUUUUUUAAGUUGACAAAAUCAGCGCACUGAAGUUCGUGAACUGAAACACGGAGAGAGAAAAGGUGGAAAAGAAGUUUCACUGCAGUUGGUGCGGUUUCCUGGAUCGAGAUGGAGCCAAGUUGGCGGAAUGCUCUGGUGUUGCUGGUGGGCAGCGCCUUGCUGUUUCAGGGCAUCAUCACUGAUGAAUCUCUUGCCAAGCCUGGAGAAAUCAUGGUGACGAACAUUACCAAUUCAUCCAUCUCUCUGAGCUGGGACAGACCUGCAGACAUGAAUGGCACCGAGUAUAACUUCAGCAUUACGUAUCGUCCUUCUAAUCAAACUGAUUCCAAAUUAGAAGUGGUAAACUUCACCACAAUAAUUGGCUUACUUUCUGGAACCAAUUACACUAUCACUGUGGCAACUGUUAUUGAUAACGAGACAAAGAGUGAGUCUGUGGUUACAACUGUAUUUACAAAACCAAAUGUCGUGACCAACUUAAGCCUUGUGAAUCGCAACACCACUUCAGUUACUCUGAGUUGGGUCCAUCCAUCAGACCAUAAACCUGAGUACAGAUACAGAGUGGAGACGACUGGAGAUCCAUCUUCAAAUAUCACUGUUGCUGAUGAGUCUAUUACAGUGGCACAACUGAACCCUGGGACCAAUUACACGUUCAGAGUGUUCACACUGGCAGCUGAUGAGACAUCAGCAGAUCCGGCCACGGUCUCUUUAACAACAGAGCCUAAUGAAGUGCUGAAUUUGAUGGUUGUGAAUGUUGGCACCAACUUUGUAACCCUGAAUUGGACGAGACCACCAGAUUAUAAAGAUGGGUAUCAGUACAUAGUACUGACCAAGAGAAACACAACCCCUACUGGUGAUUAUAGGAAUACAACUGUAAGAAGUGAGAACGCUACCAUAAAGGAACUGACAUCCGGAACCAUGUACAGUUUUACCAUUACUACACUGACAGCAGAUGGCACUCGAGGAGGUCCAGUGAUAGAAUUUAACUACACAAAACCUGUACAGAUACCACCAGAGAACAUCACAGUGAAUAAUAAUUCGACAACAGACAAGUUGAUUGUCUCCUGGGCUCCUCCUCCUGGCAACGUGGAGACAUUCUUUGUCAUUGUUCAAGGUGUAGAAGGUUUUAAAAAUCAAACCAGCACAAAUUCCACAUCAUCCGUGACAUUCACUAAUCUUCGACCUGGGCGGGAGUACAACAUCAGCGUGAUCACAAACAGUGGACCUUUCAAUGUAACCUCUGCCAGCGUGCGUGGUAUAACAGUUCCCAGCACCCCUGGAAAUAUCAGUGUGACCAACUUCAGCACCAAUUCCAUCUCAUUGAACUGGGGAGCACCUGCAGACAUGGAUGAUGGACACUAUGCUUUCAAUGUUACUUACCACAAUGGUUCUACUACUGAAUAUAUGACGGAAAAUACAACUGCCACCACAAUUUCAAAUCUUACUUCUGGAACUAAUUAUACCAUUUCUGUGGCCACCAUUGGACCUGGUAAUUUGCAGAGUGUCUUUGUGUCAACAACUCACUUCACCAAGCCAAACCCUAUUGCGAACCUACAAGUAGUACAGAUUAACACAACCAGCAUAACCCUGAGUUGGACAAGACCAGACCAGUAUAAAGUUGGGUAUCAGUAUAGGGUGCUGACAGAUGGAAGCCCAGCACCCAUAGGUAGUAGUGGAAAUCAAACCGUAAGAAAGGAAAAUGUUUCCGUGACGGAACUGACACCUGGAACCAACUACACAUUUUCGGUUAUCACUCUGGCAGAGGAUGGCACUGAAGCAGAUCCAGUUGUUGUAGCCAAUUAUACAGAACCUGUACAGAUACCACAAGUCAACAUUACAGUAACUAAUAAUGGGACAACAGACACGUUGAUUGUCUCCUGGGCUGCUGCUCCUGGCAAUGUGGAGAAAUUCUUCGUCAUUGUUCAAGAUGCAAGAAGUUUAGAAGAUGAACUCAAAAUCACAAAUUUCACAUCGCCGGUAACAUUCACAAAUCUUCGACCUGGCCGAGAGUACAUCAUUAAUGUGAUUACAAACAGCGGGCCUUUCAAUAAAACCUCUGAUAAUGUGCAGGGUAUAACAGUUCCCAGCAUUCCUGGAAGAAUAAAUGUGACCGCCUUCAGCACCAAUUCUAUCUCAUUAAACUGGGGACCACCUGCAAACAUGGAUUUUGGAAACUAUACCUUCAAUGUUACCUACAAUAAUGGUUCUGUUACUGAGUCUAUGACGGCAAAUAUAAACUCCACCACUAUUUCAAAUCUUACUUCUGGAACUAAUUAUACCAUUUCUGUGGCCACCGUUGGACUUGGACAAUUGCAGAGUGCCUUUGUGUCGAAAUUUCAGUUCACCAAGCCAAACCCUAUUACGAACCUGCAGGUAGUACAGAUUAACACAACCAGCAUAACCCUGAGUUGGACAAGACCAGACCAGUAUAAAGUUGAGUAUCAGUAUAAGGUGCUGACAGACGGAAGCCCAGCACCCAUAGGUAGUAGUGGAAAUCAAACCGUAAGAAAGGAAAAUGUUUCCGUGACGGAACUGACACCUGGAACCAACUACACAUUUUCGAUUAUCACUCUGGCAGAGGAUGGCACUGAAGCAGAUCCAGUUGUUGUAGCCAAUUAUACAGAACCUGUGAAAAUACCAAACAAAAACAUCUCUCUGAGCAAUGAGAACACAACUGAUUCACUUACCAUUUCCUGGAUCCGUCCACCAGGAGGUGUUGAGAACUUCACCAUUGACAUUGAAGAUUUUCAAAAUCAAACAGCGUUCACGAACAGCACCACUGUAUCAUCAUCAACAGAUACAGUACGGUUCAGCAGCCUGCGCCCUGGAAGAUUGUAUCGUGUAAAGGUGACAACAAUAAGUGGGCCCCAUCACAUAACUUCAGAUCCUGUGACACAGGCCACAAUUCCCAGCAUUCCUGGAAGUAUAAAUGUGACCACCUUCAGCACCAAUUCUAUCUCAUUAAACUGGGGACCACCUGCAAACAUGGAUUUUGGAAACUAUACCUUCAAUGUUACCUACAAUAAUGGUUCAGUUACUGAGUCUAUGACGGCAAAUAUAAACUCCACCACGAUUUCAAAUCUUACUUCUGGAACUAAUUAUACCAUUUCUGUGGCCACCGUUGGACUUGGACAAUUGCAGAGUGCCUUUGUGUCGAAAUUUCAGUUCACCAAGCCAAACCCUAUUACGAACCUGCAGGUAGUACAGAUUAACACAACCAGCAUAACCCUGAGUUGGACAAGACCAGACCAGUAUAAAGUUGAGUAUCAGUAUAAGGUGCUGACAGACGGAAGCCCAGCACCCAUAGGUAGUAGUGGAAAUCAAACCGUAAGAAAGGAAAAUGUUUCCGUGACGGAACUGACACCUGGAACCAACUACACAUUUUCGAUUAUCACUCUGGCAGAGGAUGGCACUGAAGCAGAUCCAGUUGUUGUAGCCAAUUAUACAGAACCUGUGAAAAUACCAAACAAAAACAUCUCUCUGAGCAAUGAGAACACAACUGAUUCACUUACCAUUUCCUGGAUCCGUCCACCAGGAGGUGUUGAGAACUUCACCAUUGACAUUGAAGAUUUUCAAAAUCAAACAGCGUUCACGAACAGCACCACUGUAUCAUCAUCAACAGAUACAGUACGGUUCAGCAGCCUGCGCCCUGGAAGAUUGUAUCGUGUAAAGGUGACAACAAUAAGUGGGCCCCAUCACAUAACUUCAGAUCCUGUGACACAGGCCACAAUUCCCUCACCACCUGGAACCAUAGUGGUGACUAGCUUCACUAAUUCCACCAUUGAGUUUGGCUGGCCAAGGCCUGAAAAUAUGGAUAUUGGAACAUACAACUUUACUGUUGCCUACAAGGUGGCACAAAAAGCAAAUGAAAUAGUUCAUUCUGUAAAAGAUAACAAAUCUAUUAUAUCUGACCUUGACUCUGGAACCGAGUACAUCAUAACUGUUUUUACCACUAUCCGUGAGAAUUUGAUCAGCAGUGUUGUGACAAUAUCUCUCUACACACGACCAAACCCCAUCAGAAAUCCCAUUGUUGUAAGUAGCAACACGACCUCUAUAAAUCUGGCAUGGGACAAGCCGCUUGGGCACAAGGAUGAGUACAAAUACAGAGUGCAAACAGAUGAGAAUCCACCUUCCAAUAACACAGUCAACAUCAAUUCUAUUACUGUCAGUGGCUUGACGUCAGGAGAUAAUUUCAUAUUCACUGUCAUCACACUGGCAGCAAAUGAUGCUGAAGGAAGCCCUGUCAGCUUGAAACAUUGCACUGAUGCAGCCGCAGUUUCUUCCCUGACGUGUGACGGAGUGGAACUCCACCCUAUCCUUCAGUUGGCGUGGACAUGUGCGAGCGGAACGCACAGAGGCUUUCAUAUUAGUGCAGCAGAUUCCACCACUGUCAUAACUAACAACAUUUCGUCAUGUCCCUCAAAAGAGAAACCAUUCGAUCUGAAAAUUGUUGCAUUCUUCACAAAUUAUUCUGUGAACGUCACCACCUUGUCGUGUGGUCGGCCAAGUACACCGACCAGUGUAGACUGUCGUUCUGGCAUUGCUCGACCUCCCCAGCCUUCUGGUAACUUAGAAUUACCAGAUAUUAUAAUUACCCACAAAACAAUGAAGUUCACCAUCCAAGAAGGUGCUUUUAAUUCCAGCAAUGGUCCGCUUGUGGCAAUUGCUGUGAUUGUUACAAAAGAACAACGCAAUAAUAUGCCUAAUGAGAAAGCCCUUGAAACAGCCUUUAGCGCUGCUACAUCUACCUACGUAACUCGCGUCAUAGAUCUUGAAAGUACAACUCAAAAUACCAGAAGACCUGCUCUGGCAGCUCCUAUCUCUGUCAACAUAGGAGAUAAUAGUAGAAGUCAUGGAUAUGUCAAUCAAGAGUUGACUCCUUUAACCAAAUACCGACUCAGCUUGGCUGGAUUUACCAAAGUAAAAUUUACUGCAAACAAGAGCAUCGAUUCACGUGAAUCCUUCUACUCAGUGUAUCAUUAUUCAAAGGCGUUUGUAUCGAAUCAGAAUCCAGAUGUUAUUGUUGGAGCUGUAGUUGGAACUAUCCUGGGCGCAAUUGUAAUAGUAUUCCUGGUGAUAAUGCUUUUCUGGUGGAAGAAACGAACAAAGUCCAACAACAAGAAUUUAACCCAGCUUCCAAUCUCAAAUCUCAGGGUAGCAAGAAAUGCCAUCAGUGUGGACUACUUUGAAGGAUAUUUCAGUAAGCAACAUGCUGACUCUGACUGUGGAUUUGCUGAAGAGUAUGAGGAACUGAAACCAGUUGGAAUCUUGCAGUCGACACAAGCUGCCCAACAACCCCUGAACAAGCCUAAGAAUCGCUACAAUAAUGUCUUGCCCUAUGAUAUAAGUAGAGUUAAACUCUCUGUCACUGGAGACCCAUCCAGUGAUUACAUCAAUGCUAAUUUCAUGCCGGGCUACAACUCAAAAAAAGAGUUCAUUGCUGCGCAGGGACCGCUGUUGAAUACAGUCAACGAUUUCUGGCGAAUGAUUUGGGAACAUAAUGUGCCAGCCAUUGUCAUGCUCACCAAAUGUGUAGAACAAGGGAGGGCAAAAUGUGAGCAGUACUGGCCAACUGAACGUCCUCUCAUCUUUGGAGACAAAAUUGUUACCUUGACAUCAGAAAUAGUUCUCCAAGAUUGGACCAUCAGGGACUUUACAAUAAUAAAGGAAAAGUCCAAAGAGAAACGUGCCCUGCGGCAUUUCCACUUUACAGGCUGGCCUGACCAUGGAGUUCCUAGCACCACUGGGGUCCUCAUUGACUUCAGGAACUUGGUGCGGCAGUACAUCAAUCAGUACCCAAUGAAUGGACCCACUGUGGUGCAUUGCAGUGCUGGAGUUGGUCGGACCGGGACAUUCAUUUCCAUCGAUCAUAUGAUUUAUCAAGUAGACAACAGCAGAAAGGUUGAUAUCUGGGAUACAGUUCAUCAGCUGCGAAUGCACCGACCACUGAUGGUACAGACUGAGUCACAGUAUGUCUUCCUGAACAAAUGUGCUCUGGAGUACAUCAGAGCAAAUAAACAGCCAAAUGAUGACGCAGUCUACCAAAAUACACCUAUCCUCAUCUACGAGAAUACCUCUGCCAUCCAAGCAGCCAAUGGCCACGCACUUUAAUGAAAAUGGCCUCAGAGCCUCUUUUUUAAAUUCAACUGCACCCUUCACUAAUUUUAUUUUGUAAAUUAUGUGUUUAUUUUUUAAGAGGAAUAUAUAUUCAUUCAGUAAGGCAUGUUUAAAAUUUCUGCCCUUUUAAUGCAGAUUUGCUAUUUUUUCAAAAUAUGAAACUACUGUGGAACACAGGUUGGGAAAUGCUAAGAAACCGUAGGUAAUCUUUGCCAAGCCUUCGAAUACUUUGAAACCUUUGAAAAUCCUACACAUUAUUCAUUGCAAAUAGUGACCAUUUCAUCUGAAAUGACAUCUGAACCUUGGAUUCUCUCUGUAAUUUCACUUUAAAUGCAGCCUCUUCAAAUAGAACUGGUUGGUGUGUGAAAUGGACACUGUCUUUGACAGGACCAUCUCAAAAAUAUUCAACCUUCCUAUCCUUUAGGCAGUUAUAUAAACUUAUUAAGUUAUCCAAGCCAUUGAGGCAUGACCUUUCCAGGCUUCAUUCUUGUGAAGCACUGCAGAAAUGCAAACCCUUAAAAAUGUCACCAGAAUCAGGCGCAAGCUGGGAAAGUUGUUUCCUGAUGUUGAUCCCUUAAGUGUUUUCACCAAACCUGAUGACAUUGAAGCCACAUUUUAUAGUGAUCGCUUUGUUCAAGUCAAGCCCACAGAUGAAAAAAGAACCCUUUCUCCAAAGAAGUUCAGUACCAUAGCAUAAUGUGAAGUGGGAAAUUAUUUUCUGAAUUUACUCAUUAUCAGCAUUGACUGGAUCACCCAGCAUGCCCCACAUGGUAAAACUAAUUAAUUUUGCUGUUUUCCAGUUCUGUAGUGAAUUAAUAUUCAGCGUGCAUUAUAGCACUGGAAUUAAUAUACAAUCAGUCUGCAAGUUACCCACCAUAUUCCUUCCUAGACCAGUCUUUGCUCAUAAUAUUCUGAGCCUUGCACCGUAGCUAACAGACAAAACAGCAACAGGAGGCAGUUUAGUCAGGAGAGAAUUGAUCCUAUGCACCGACUGAAUGACUGACUGAAUGUAAAGUUGCUUCUUAAUUCAGCUCUCUAUAAAGCAUUGCAUAGAACUGAAAUGUUUAUUUUGUUUUGCGAACUUAAUAUGUUCAUUGCUCUCAACAUUGAUAUAUGUUUGAAUCAAGCUUUUAAAAAAUCUGUCUCUGAGCAGUCAGUCUCAGUGAUUGCCGAGAGCUGGUUUGAUCACUGAGUUUAUUGCCAAGAGAGAAAUGAGAGAUCUCUGAGUGCAGGGUGACAAGACAAGGUCUCUUUUUGAUCUAAACAGUAGUGGGAAUCUGUCACAGUGUGAGCCAAUAUUAUACCAUAUGCAUUAGUUAAAAUGUUUAAAGAGUGUAAUACGUAAAUUUUGAUUUAAUCUUAAACUUGUAGUGAAGAAGUGAUUGAACCUCCUCGGUGUCAGUGUAUUUCACAGCCUCAUUACAUCUGUGUAGCCUGAUGUCAGAGCUUAUGAUUUGAUCUAUGUUGAAUUUGAAUGCUUGUGUAUUUGUAAAACUUGAGCCUGAUGUAAUUGGGGUGAAUAAGGGAAAGUUAGCAUACCAAGGCCAAGAAUUAUCAUUUGUAACUCAUACAGCAUCCAAGAACAUUAUUACAGAUGAAAAGUUUAUUUUAAAUUUAUUCUGUUUAUCAUGAAGAGCUUUGAAUGGAGCACACGAUUUAUUCAGGGCUUCAUAGGGGCAUUACAUCAUUGGAAAAGGCUGCUUAGAGAUGGGGUUGACCUGUUAUCAUUGUCACUAGUUUUUUUCCAAACUAUUACCUAACAAAUAGAUUUUCAACCACAAAAUAAUUUCUCAUGAGUAGUGCCAUUGACGGAGUUUGCCUGGAAAUGGUGAGCUGUUUGUCUUUUUUUGGGAGGGAGGAAUAAUUGAGAAACCCAAAGCUUGGCCUGAAAUUUUAAAUACAAGAGGAUUGAGCUGCAAAAUGGUGAUGAAUUGUAAUUUACAAAUUGAUUGUUUCAGAUUCUUUAUAUUGCAAUAAGGAAACAAAUUGGAGUUGAAAUACUUGCAAA
Messenger RNA from Carcharodon carcharias (great white shark), 8183 nucleotides. RefSeq names its product protein tyrosine phosphatase receptor type Ja (gene ptprja). The transcript has 32 exons. NCBI's taxonomy places the organism in Eukaryota, Metazoa, Chordata, Chondrichthyes, Lamniformes, Lamnidae. Bases 170 to 6169 code for a protein of 1999 amino acids. Gene Ontology annotation, biological process: protein dephosphorylation. Gene Ontology annotation, molecular function: protein binding; protein tyrosine phosphatase activity. The record is from RefSeq and is a predicted model, not a curated record.